Hemibagrus wyckioides is the source of this 3093-nucleotide messenger RNA. It is a transcript of the gene ythdc1, whose product is annotated as YTH N6-methyladenosine RNA binding protein C1. The transcript is spliced from 17 exons. Gene Ontology annotation, cellular component: nucleoplasm. Gene Ontology annotation, biological process: mRNA splicing, via spliceosome; regulation of alternative mRNA splicing, via spliceosome. The coding region runs from base 210 to 2345 and encodes 711 amino acids. Gene Ontology annotation, molecular function: N6-methyladenosine-containing RNA reader activity; mRNA binding. The record is from RefSeq and is a predicted model, not a curated record. Lineage: Eukaryota; Metazoa; Chordata; Actinopteri; Siluriformes; Bagridae.
UGCGCAGCGGCGUUGCAGAGCUAGAGGAAGUGUUCAGCCAUUUUAGACGGGGGCUCAGGCACGAACAAAAACAUUGAGCUGAAUUUCAUCAUUUUUUUGGUUUAAUGUAGCUAACGGACCGUCACUUUAAACUAUAUUGUGCACUGAAGAGGAGACAAAACGAGGCGACUCAAAGUCUCCUUUUAAAAAAGACAGAAAGGCUGCCGAAGAUGGCCGUCGACAGGCGAGACGACAAAGAUGGAGAACUUAAUGUUCUGGAGGAUAUCUUGACUGAUGCUCCAGACCAAGACGACGAGCUGUACAACCCUGAGAGUGAACAUGACCUGAACGAAAAGAAAGGUUCCAAGCGAAAGAAUGAACAUGGAGACAGCCAUGAUGCAAAGCGUCUAAGGUCUUCUGGCCACUCCACCAGGCAGCCGGUUAAAAGGUCCGUACCGUCCAGCGGAUCCAUUGGGAAAAAAAUGACCAGCCUGAGGGGCAGACAUCACCCUGAUGACUUCUAUGAAGACAGGAAGAACCAUUCGGGCAGAGGGAGAGUUUCCAGGGCUGAACUGUCCAAAGGGCACAGCAGAGACCACCAGAGGAGGAUCAAACCACUGAUCUCAGAGUUGAAUGAGAAGCUGAGAAGGACGAGUGAGGAGAGCGUGGGCCGGGUCAGUCGAUCCUCAAAAGAAGACGAAGAAGAGGCGCGGUCGGAGGAGUAUGCAUCUGAGCAAGAGACGGGCAGUUCUGCAGGCUCCUCUGAAGGCAACCGUUCUGACGUUGAGGAAGAGGAGGUGAUGGAGGAUGAGGAUGAGGAUGGAGAGAAGGGCCCUGAUGAUGACGACGAAGAGGAGGAUGUUGAAGGAGAAGACGGAGAAGAGGAGGAUGAAGACUAUGAGCUGGAGGACGGUGACCAGCAGGAAGGGAACGAGCAGAAUGACUACGACACACGCAGCGAAGCCAGUGAUUCUCAGUCAGAAUCCGUUUCCUUCUCGGACGGCGAGUCGGUGCACUCCGCCUCAGGCUCAGAGGCCUCUGAUAAGGAAAGAAAAGAGAAGAAGCACGCUAGAGGGAUAUCACCAAUCGUUUUUGAUAGAAGUGGAAGCUCAGCUUCAGAAUCAUGCACAGGGUCUGAAAAGAAGCACGAAAAGCUGUCAUCGUCUGUUCGUGCUGUGAGAAAAGAUCAAACCAGCAAGCUGAAAUACAUCCUGAGAGAGGCGAGGUACUUCCUGAUUAAGAGCAACAACCAUGAGAAUGUUUCUCUCGCUAAGGCAAAGGGGGUGUGGUCGACCCUGCCUGUGAACGAAAGGAAGUUGAACGCAGCAUUCCGCUCGGCUAGAAGCGUCAUCCUUAUCUUCUCUGUCAGGGAAAGCGGCAAAUUUCAAGGUUUUGCUCGACUUUCGUCCGAGUCUCAUCACGGAGGUUCUCCCAUCCACUGGGUGUUGCCUGCAGGUAUGAAUGCCAAGAUGCUUGGAGGAGUCUUUAAAAUCGACUGGAUAUGCAGGCGGGAGUUACCUUUCACAAAGUCAGCACACCUUACCAACUCAUGGAACGAGCACAAGCCUGUGAAGAUCGGACGAGACGGACAGGAGAUCGAGACGAACUGCGGCCUGCAGCUGUGCUUGCUCUUCCCUCCGGAUGAGAGCAUUGACUUGUAUCAGGUUAUUCACAAAAUGCGCCACAAGAGGAGGACGCACUCGGAGCCUCGUUCCCGGGGCCGUCCCCCGCACAGAGAGCCCGCCCCACGAGACCUGGGAAGGCGUCGUCCAGAGGAAUAUGACAUGCACAACAGGAAGCGACCCAGGAUUGACUAUCCUCCCGAGUUCCCCCAGAGACCAGGUUUUAUGCAAGACCCACGCAACCAACCGGUGGACAGACGCUUUUCUGGAGUAAGGAGAGAUGUGUUCCUCAAUGGCUCUUAUAACGAUUACAUGCGAGAGUUCCAUCACAGCAUUGGGCCUCCACCUCCAUGGCAAGGGAUGGCGCCAUAUCCCGGUAUGGAUCAGCCUCCUCACCAUCCGUAUUACCAACACCAUCCUCCACCACCCCAGGCCCACCCACCAUACUCAGGUCAUCACCCCAUGCAGCAUGAUGCCCGCUUCAGGGAGAAGAGGGUCGUCCGUUCUUUCUCCUCCAGUCUGCACGAUUAUGACAUGCGUGUAGACGACUUCCUGAGACGCACCCAGGCGGUGGUGAGCGGUCGCAGGAGCCGGCCCAGAGAGCGCGAACGUCAGAGAGAACGCGAGCGGCCACGAGAUGCGCGGCGAGAGCGCGAGAGAGAGCGAGGCCGCGAGCGUGACCGUGACCGAGACCGCAUCAGAGACCGAGACAGGGAGAAAGAAAGAGGGCGAUAUCGCAGAUAAGAGAAGAUUGGGGUUUUUUUUUGUUGUUUUGUUUGUUUGUUUGUUUUGUUUUGGUUUUUUUCUGGUCACUCACAAAGCUUUGCUCAGUAACUCAUGGAUUCUCUUUUGAAAAUCCCUUUUAGUUUCUGUACAGAGAACAUAACCAUUAGGGUUUUUUUUGUAGAUAAUGUGUUAAUUUUUUUGUUUCUUUGCUUAUGUAUAAAGCUGAAAUGUAAUUCAGAAAAAAGCGCCACUCUUCCUUUCAGAGUAUUAUUUUUAAAUAUGUACAUUGUUUAACAGGAGAUUGUUUGUAUCGUGCAUGCAGUGUUUUCUACUGUGACAACCAAAAAUCUUUUGUUUUUGUUUUAAUCAUUAAGCAUCAAGAGGGCACGUUCUUCCCUUACAAUACAGUAUGUGUUACAGUUUCGGACAAAUCUACUCCAUCCUUCACUGCUGAUCAGCUCUGUAAAUGUCUCUGCCGUGAGGUUAAGAUAAUGCACACUCGUGUCUGUGAAAUCUGUUAUUGUACAUAGCGUCUGAAUGGACACUUAAAGCAGUUCUACAGACUGCAGCAACUGGCUUUAUGUUCCAAAUGUUCUGUUUUGAGUAUGUGGGUGAAAGAAGCAAUAUCACCUCUUUUCUGUUUAAUCCCUGUUGUAUUCUGUAAAUUCCCUGAAAUGAAGGUCUGUAUAGCAACAUGCUAGAUGUUUUUGUCAGGAAAGUUGUAUCUUUUACUGAUAAAUUUUGUAUAAUUAAACAGAAAACACUG